CGGGACCGGGACAGCGGGAUCGGGGCCGGGACAGCGGGAUCGGGGCCGGGAUUAGGGCCGGGACAGCGGGACGGUGCUCUCUCAAGGACGGCAGCCGUGCCCGCGGCGCGGGAGCGAGCUGCAGCCCCGGGGCUGCUGCCGCCGUGCCCGGCCCGCCCGCCCUGCUGCGCGAAGGCGCCGCCGGCCGCAGCGCUGAGACCGCCCCAUGGAGGCGGAGAGCGGCUCGGGCGGCAGCCGGGACUCGCUGGGCAGCCUGACGGCGGCCGAGGUGCUGGUCCGCUCCACGGCGGCCCGCAGGGAGCAGCCCCCGGCCGGCGGCCGCGGACGGAAGGUGCCGGUGGCCGUGCAGAGGCUCCGUGCCGGGGGCUCGCCCUGCCCGGCGGACCCGGCUGCGGACGGGGCUCCCCGCGCUGGCCCGGCCCGGGCCCCGGGAGCCACCGGCGCCGCCCGCGACUCCCCCGGCGCAGCUCCAGGAGUCCUAAACACCAAAGCAUAUCCAGAACGCCUGCUUCCAGUUGAAAAUUCAGAGCCCAUGUUUUUAUCCCAAAAGGAUCCUCCUAAAGAAGCUGCAGCACAAGAUGGUCCUUUGAUGCUGCUGGAAAAUAGCAGAGGACCUGAAGAUGAUGUUUUUAUUUCCCAGUAUGCUACUGGCCAGAAGGAGGCUCUGAGAGCAGUAUUAAUGCAAAAAACUCAGGUUAUCCCUGUUCAUAAGGAGGUGAAGGUGCAGCUCUUGGGAAGUGCAGCCUCCACAGAAAAAAGGGAAGGUGCUGGGCGUGACAUCAGGUCAGCACCCAGGGAAGUUGAGUCUGCAACAACCAUUGCAGCAGCCACUGCUGCUGCCAUUGCCACCACAGCUCCACUUCUCAAGGUUCAGAAUGAUUUGGAAGCAAAAGUGAACUCAGUUUCAGAACUGCUUCAGAAGCUGCAGGAGACAGACAGGCAGCUGCAACGAGUGUCUGAACAGCAAAAAAAAAUGAAGGCUCAACAUGAGGAACCCCACUACCAGCAGAGAGUCAGUGAGCUUGAAAAACAAAUGAAUGCUUUCAUGGUGCAAAGGAUUCAGCACCUGGAAAAGCUGCAGGAGCAACAAAUGAAUAUUCAGUCCCAUCUCAUCAGCUCUGCAGUGAACACCCGUGGCCUGCAGCAGGGUCCUGUGCCUGCCCCUGGGCCCCUGGCAGGGCACUGGGAGAAGCCAGAGCAGAGAUCACUCACUACUGAAGCACCUUCAUCUCACAGAGGUUUAUUCCUUGCCAGUGCUGCACCUGCCCAAGUGUUCCCUGAAGCAUAUUCAAGCAAUUUUCCAAGUCAUGGGGGUCAUACCCAAAAAUCUCCUCUAAAGACACCAGUUCCUCGAAGAUAUGCUCCAGAACCUGUACCCAAAAAUGGGAAAAUCUCAGAGAAAGAAAAUUCUGUAGUAGAAAAAGAAAAUAAUCCCAAACCUACAAGAGAAGGUGAAGGGAAAGGUCUGGAACACGUUCUGAAUUCUCAAGAAGCACCACUAAAGCAAAUGGAAUAUUCCAAGAAGACAGCAUUAAACAGCAAUGAAAGGAACUGGCAUGCUGGGAGAGACAGACAGAAUGCUUUGCCUGCAGACUUAAUUCCCUCUUUUGAAAGGUACAAUUCAAUUGAGAAAACAGUGCAAAAAGCAGAUGAUUUACUUCAAGAUCUUGGCAAGUUGAGAAGAGAAAUGCACAACAUUCUGCAGGAAGCAAGUUCAUGGAAAUCUGACUUGACUGAUCUUAUUAAGACAAAAAGUCCUCCUGUUGCACCUGAUCCUCCUGAACAUCAUCCAGUCAGCAAACCAUCCAUCCUUCAAAAUGUCCAAGUGCCAAGGUCUAUCCUGACAGAUGCUGAAAGGAUUUUGAGAGGAGUGCAAAACAGUAAAAAAGUCCUUGAGGAGAAUCUGGAAGCUGUUACUCAUGCAAAAGAUGGAGAUGCCAUGUAUGCUUUCAGUAACUCCUUGACUACAAACAGAGAUGUCCUGGAAGAGAUUCGUAUCCGAAGGGCUGUGGAUGAGUGGAUCAAGGCAAUCAAUGAGGAAAUGCAGACUGAAAUGGCAAGAAGUGAUUCAGAACAAGGGAAAUAUGAUCAAAAAGCCCCAUGGAACAAGAGAGCCCAAAACCUCAGGGCUGUGAAGACCAAGAAAGAAACUAAAGAGAAAACUGAAAACAUCCCAGGAUGCUUGCCAAAAAAGCUUUCACCUCCAGCUCAGCCAUUGCAGAAGCAGGUGGAAGAUAACACCAGGAAACAGAAGUUUAAAACUUACUUUUCUGAAGAUGUGCAAAGCAAAGAAAGAAAGGCAGAUGGAGCUGUAGGUCGAACUGCACUGGUCCAAAAUGAAGAUUAUUUGUCUCAAAUUUAUGGGAAACCAAUUUACCAGGGCCGCCGGAGCACGCUUAAAAAAGAACCCUACCUGAGAUUCACCUCUCCCUCUCCCAAAUCUAAACUUCCCAGACCCAAGCUGAUAGAGACUGUUAGAGGCACAAAGGUGAAGUCAGCAAGGACCCAGACCUGCUCUCACACGCACAAGAUCAUCAGCAGCCCCAGGAAGAAGAAUCCUGUGUAUGCCCCUGCCCAGCAGAGCCAGUACCUCUUCAGCCCCAGCCAGGAUGUCCCUGCUGCCUCUGGUCCUCUGGAAGGCCACCUCAUCCCCAUGGCUAUUCCACUAGGUCAAACCCAAAGCAGCAACACAUCAGUGCAGCCUGCUGGAGUAAUCAUAGAUAAACCACACCCUGUCACAGUUACAACCUCCCUUCCUCCAGUGCCACCAAAGCCUCCAGUGGAGGUAAAAAAGCCAAAUAUAGCUGUGAUAGAGAUGAGAUCAGAGAAAAAGGAGCCACCUCAGCUCUCUGUGCAGGUGUUACCAAAUGUUGAUAUUGACAGUGUUUCAAGUGCCAGUGGGACUGUAAGUCCUGUUCCUCCAAGCUCUGAGCCUCUGCUCCCUCCUGUCAAUGCUGUAAUACAGACUCCGGAAGAAAUACACAGUGAGGAGGAAGACACAAAGCUUCCAGGAGUUAACUUCAUUGAUGUUACUGAUGUCACACAGGAUCAGGAAGAGGAGAAGGAUGAAAUUCCAGAAUUCCUUGAGCCUGUUCUGGAGCUUAAUGGCCAGUUUAAAGUUGCCUCGCCACAGCACAAUGGUCCUUUGUUUCCUCCAGUGGCUUCUGCUCCUCAGCAGCCUGCUGAUAUUUUGGAUGAACUGAUUCAAAAGAGAGAAACUAUAGAGAACAAGUUGGUAAAUUGGGUGGAACAAGAAAUAAUGGCAAAAAUUAUCAGUGAGAUGUGCCCAGCUCAGGCAGAAACAGUGCCCAGCAUUAGCAGCUCCAUAAAGAGUGAAGACAGUGAGGUUGUAACCCCUGGCAUUGUUGAAGUUGCAGGUGGUGGAGGAUUCCAGCUCUUUGUCAAUGCUGGUGUCCCUGUGGACUCAGAAAUGAUAAAUCAUUUUGUAAAGGAAGCUCUCAGUGAAACCAUUGCAACCAUGCUGGGUGACAGCCAGGCUCAGAGAGCAGUUCCUGAUCCUCCUCCUCCUCCUCCCAGCACCACCUCAGUGAUGGAGGCUCCUCUGCCUACUCCAGUGCCAACACCCCAGGCCACACCACCACCAACACCACCUCCAGAAAAAGAACUGCCUGAGGUCAAAACUCCAGAUUCAUCUCCAUCUCCUCCAGAGAUGAGUGGGGAUGUUCAUGGACAUGAAAAAAUUAAAGAAACAGGAGUUGAGAGUGCAGCUGCCACAGGCUGUGUUGUCACCCCUGUGGUCACUCCUGUGGCCACCCCUGACACCACACCUCCCCCUGUAGCCACACCGAGCCCUCCUGUCUCAGAAUGGGGCUCCCAGGCUGAAAAAAGGGAAAGUCCAAAGCUUCCAAACCCGUGGGAUGGUGCAGAACUUCCUCUGGAAGAAGAGAACCCCAGUCCUGUCCCUGAAGAGCCAUUCUGUCCUGAGACUGUGGAGAUGUCAGUGGCCAAUGAUGAGGAACCAGAGGCCUUGGUUUUCCCACCUCAGCAGCUGCCAGGGAGGCCCUUGGAGGCUCUGCCCUGCCCUGCCCAGGUGCCAUCACCUGUGCCCACGGUGAGCUCUGGGGUGUCCAGCCAGGAGAGCAGCCUCACCCCCACGGGCACUGAGACCACGGACAGACCCCUCUCAGAAGGGGAGGUGCUCUUCCCCUAUGGACAUCCACUGCCUGCAGCAGCCUUAGCAGAAGGAGGAAUAUCUCUUCCAAACCUGGCUGAGAGCUUAUCCAGUACUCUCCAAGAUGCCAAUGAAAUGGAUUAUGAUCCUCCAAGUGAAGGGCAGGUGGUGAGGAGAAUGGGUAAAGGCUAUCACAGGGAUCCUGUCCUGGCUCUUUUAACCAAGUUAAAUCAAGCACCUGUUUUUGUACAAGAAAGAAUAGAGCACUCAGAGGAUUCUGAUGGCAGCAUUGGGGAGCUCAGUGCAGGUCAGAGGCCAAGGCUGUCCAGAGCACAGGAGAGAAUCCUGAUGGGAAAUUCCAUUUUUAUGGAGCAUCCAGCUGCUCAGAGCUGUGGGAACAGACCACGCCAGGGUCUCCGUUCUGCAUCUCCAGGGCAGCUUACCCAAAUUGGAGCAGAAAUUCUUGAAGAUGCAGAUACAAGUCCUAGUCCAAUGCUUUUGGCUGAACUGGAGUCACAGCCAGGUUCAAAUCCUGCUCUGCCAGCAGCCCAGCCAAGCUGCAGAAGGACAGCACUCCCAGAGGAUCUGUCCCAGGAGGAAAGCCAAGGAGCUGCACACGUUCAGGCUGUGAGACCCCGAGUUGUCUUUGUGAGAAGGAAAUCUGAGGAGAUGCAGCAAGAAGGCUUUUGCUAAAGACUCUCCACAGCACCCUGGAUGUAGCAGCCAGUGAAGCAGAGCAGAGCUCUUCUUUCACAGAGCAGGGAGAACCACCACAACCUGAGAGGCUGAAAUAGUUUGUGCAGCCUGUGUUGCUCCUUGAAUUUGCCUCAUUUCUGAGAGAAGAUCUUGGAAACUGGAGGAAUUAAAUCACUUGGCUGUAAUUAAGGUAUUUUUCAGGCAACUGUUCCAUGGAAGUUUUUUUCAGGGCUUCUUCAGAAGUCUUCUUGUCACAGACUCUCCGGAUGGUGUGGGUUGUAAAGGACCUCAAGGAUCAUUUAGUUCCACCCCCUGCCAUGGGCUGGGACACUUCUACUAGACCAGGUCCCAUCCAGCCUGGCCUUGAACUCUUCCAGGGAUGUUUCUGAUCUAUUUUUCCUCUGGUUUUCCUAUCCAGGUACCUCUCUGUGCUAUCAGGUGGCUCACUGACAUCACUCAGUUGAUGUAUUUUACAUUUGGGCAAGUCAGGAAAGGCAGGGCUGCAUUUCCUACAGAGGCUCUGGCUUUUCUGUAAGUUGUCAUUAGCUUUUAGGUGCUCCAAAUGGUUCAGAAUGGCAUUUCCCAGGGAGGUUUUGUUUAUUCUGCAUGUGUCCAUAGGAGCUGCACAAUAGCCCAUGCAGUAGAAAACAUGAAUGUUAGUGAUAAAGUGUGCAUUCUGAAUAAUAUCCCACGUAAAAUCCUCAGUAGCCACACUUGAGAUUUUCUGCUGUGAAUUCCUCUAAGUAAAUAUUUAGCUGUGUUAUAGUACAUUUGGAACAGGAGCUUUCAAUUUCUUGGCUUUUGUAAAUAUUAUUUAUCUAUUAACAAAUGUCGUUUAUAUCCAUGGCUGCUUCUUUGCCCACUGAGUUACUUCAGUUAUUUUUCAGACAAAAUGUUAAACCAGAAGUUGGGAUUUUCAUAGCUUAAGGCAAAAUCUUGUGUGAAUUUGUCACUGUGGAUGAUGAUGUCCUGCUGUGGGUGUGUUCUGCUGCUUCAGCUUUGAGUCAUGAGGAACCAACAGCAGGAAUUGCUGGAAUUUCAUGGGACUGUGCACACCUUUGUGGCCAUUCCCAAAAAAUCUCUUCCAGGGAAAUGCUCCUCUGGUCUCAUACAGUUGCCAUUUUUUUGCCCUGAAGGUGUGAAGAAUUGUAACUACAAGCAGGAGAAGCACAACUCUAGUUUGUUUUUGGAUUCCUAGAAUGUAAUUAGAUUUUUUUGAAACACCUGGAUGAAUUGAAAUGCAAGUGGUCUGAUGGAGAAUUUAAAAAAAACCAAGACAACACAGUUUAUACUUGAAGAAAACUGUACCAAGCAGUGUCGUAUUGCUCUGCAGUCUGAGGGUUUGCUGCUGAGGGCAGUGCUCAGGGAGGAGGAUUCUCCUCUGGAGACCACAGUUCCACACCAUGUAUUGCCAAUCUUUCCCUACUUGGCAAUUUCCUUCAACUUCUAACAAGAGAAGUUGUUAGAAGAGUUGAAGUUAGAAGUUAUCUGAGAGUUUGUUCUUCUCUUCCUGCAGCCCUCCUUCGGUGUCACAGCUCUCCCUGCUGCAGUGACAUUGCUGUGACCUCGUGCUGAGGCUUUUGCCAUGUGCAAGGGUAGGAAAUUGCCCUUUUUGCCUUCCCUUGGUGCCUGUGUGAUGGUGCUUUACACCCACCACGAAAUCUGCACAGCUUUCUGUAUCCUCACACCUCCCUCAUCCACCCCACCCUGCUGGGUGUGUGUUUGGGUGAUCUCUGCAGGGACCCAUUUUGCAUUUUCAUACAGUAAAAAGAAUAAACCCUCCCUUUUGAGAAGAUCUUUGUGUUUAAAUACAUUUAUUUUGCUGAAUUUCAGGGUGUGUUCCUGUACCAAGCCCCUCCUCUGGUCUGAGCACAGCAGCAGGGAUUUUCAGUGAAAUUCCAGCAGCAGGUGGGGUUUUUUUUGUGCAGGAAGGGAAAGAAAAACUUCUUCAAAGUGAUGUGAUCACUACUGAAAGCAUUAAUUCCUAUGGAGACUGUCAAAUAUUUAGAUUUUUUGCUUGUCUUUAUUGAGAUUUUCUGGGGCUCAAAAGUAAAUAUUGCAAAAUCACAUCUGAUUCCCUCCUCCAGCCUAGAUUUUAAAGGAUUCCAGGUGAUCUGAUCCAGUGACCUGUGGCAUCCCUCUAAGUGUGUUUUAUAGGUCAUGAGUUAAACUUCAGUUAAACUGCUAUUUCAGUCACAUAUGGGGGCUGUAAUGUGAAAAUAUUGAGGGACCAGUCCCUUUUUCAUGCAGAUAAGCUGGAAACCUGUGGCACUGCUGCACAAAGCACCCAGUGGACAUUUGGAGUUUGAACUUUCUCAUGGAAUCAUGGAAUCACAGACAGGUCUGGGUUGGAAAGGACCUUAAAGCUCAUCCAGUUCCACCCUGCCAUGGCAGGGACACCUUCCACUGUCCCAGGCUGCUCCAAGCCACAUCCAGCCUGGCCUUGGACCCUUCCAGGGAUCCAGGAGCAGCCACAGCUCCUUUGGGAAAUCUGUGCCAGGGCCUCCCCACCCACAUAAUGAAAGAAUUUCAUCCCAAUAUCUAAGUUAAAUCUCCCCUCCUUCAGCUGAAGGCCAUUCCCCCUUUUCCUAUCACUUUUUUAUCCCCUUUUUACCUCAAAACAUCAUGUGGUGCCUAGUCCAGGUGCCUGCUGAGCUUCCUACAUCACAUCAGCCAGACACCAGAAGGUUCAGAGGAUCUUCUGUUCUGAAGUAUAUAAUAAAAAUGUAAAGGAUUUCACAUCCAAAUUAACUGGAAUUUGCUUUAAAAAAAAAGAUUCAUAAUUGUAUUUACUUUUCAAACACUUGUGAUAGCCUGGAACCAAAGCAUCACAGUUCUACCACUGCAAUUCUCUGCAUUUUCCCUUUUUUCCCAUCUUUUUUACCAGUCAGGGUGGGGAUUUUUCUAAAUGUUUAAUUCUUUUGGGGUUUUUUGAUAUUUUGUUUCAUUUCAGGGGGUUUGGUAGCUUGUGUCUCUAGUGGCCUGGCAUCUCCUAGGCAGAAUUCUCCUUAAAGGAAGGGCACCUCUUGCUGCUGCAUCUCCACUCUCAGGAGUUGGAAUGCACUAGCUGAAAGCUCUAAAUUGCUAUUUCCACUUUGGCAGCCUACCUUUGAUCUCUCACCAGUUCCAGUUUUAGUUGUAUAAAUCCAUCUCUUGUCAGCCUGUCUGGGGGUGAAGCUCCAGUGUGAAGCUUUUUCUUUUGUCAAAGACUCUCAUGGUGGUGGUGAAUCAGCUGGAGUUGCUGUGGAUUGCAAACAGGGGGUGGAAUUGAUAACAACUAUUAAAUACAAGUCUCUGAUCUCCUGGACACUACCACACUCCUCCCCAGUCUGUGGAAAUGGUUGUGCCAGGACAGCUUUUCUCACAGCCUGUCUAGGAUUUGUAAACAUGCUGGGAUCUGACUGAAGCAGCUUUGUGUUGAGGAUUAUGAUUUGUAUGCACUUUUACAAACUUACAGUAAUUGCUGUUGCCUUCAUUGUAAAGAGCAAAAAAUAAACACACACAAUAAACCCCUUUAAUGGGCACUGAUCCCACUGGCACUGAUCUUGAGCAACUCUGAAUAAAAGCAGAUGGUGGCAGGCUGACUAGGCUGACCUGCUUUCCCCUUUCAUGCAAACAUUGCUUAUAUAAAUGGGGGACACACACAAAAAAUUAAUGGGCUUGGGCAAGCCACCUAAGGACAGAGACUCCCCAUGUACUUAAUGCUUACAUCAGCCCCAGGGCUGUUUCCAGUUAGUUCUUCUCUGGAGGGAGAAAUUUCUCACAAAUUAGUGGUUCCACAGCUCUGAGCCCAUGGUUUAACAAGAAAGAACUGAUGUGCAGCUAGAAAGUAAGAAUGUUUAGCUGUUCUGUGGCCUGUGUGUUGUGGAAGAGAAUCAGAAUAGUCUCUCCUGAACCUGUUGCUCAUUUGUAGACAAAUAAUCGAGUUUGAAGUCCUUUUGCAAAUCAUCUGCUGUCAUAAUGUUGUGAAGAGGCAUUUGAUUUUUGUGGUCUCGUACUAGUUUAAUUCACAUGCCUAUUUGCUAGCAGUGGUGGUAAAAGAAUGUAAAUUGGGAUUCCUGCUUGUUCUAAAGGAUGUGCCUCAGUGUGUCACUGCAACAAGAUGUGACCAGAGGGCUGGAGCACCUCUGCUGUGGAGACAGGCUGGGAGAGCUGGGAUUGUUCAGCCUGGAGAAGAGGAGGCUCCAGGGACACCUCACUGUGGCCUUCCUCACCUUAAAGGGCUCGUAAGAUGGAGGGAGGUGGACUUCUUAUAGAUAGAGGGUGACAGGACAUGGGACAAUGGUUUAGAACUGAAAAGAGUCAGGUGUACAUUCAACAUGAAGAAUAAAUGUUUUGCUGUGAGGGUGGUGAGAACCUGGCACAGGGUGCCCACAGAAGCUGUGGCUGCCCCAUCCCUGGAACUGUUCCAGGCCAGGUUGGAUGGGGCUUGGAGCAACCUGGGGUAGUGGAAAGUGUCCCUGCCCAUGGCAGAGAUUAGGAACUGGAUGAUCUUUAAAGGUCCCUUCUAACCCAAACCAUUUUGUGAUUCCAUAAUUCAGAGAAACAGCAUUCCCUUUCCAGCAGGGCAUUUGGUUAAAGUUCCUGUGUCCAGAAUUCUGCUGCAGCUUCUCACACAGAUUCCAGCCUACAGAGGCAGUUUUCUGAAUAAGAGACAUUUCCACUUUUCAGUCACUCUCUGUGUACAGCCAUCCAUACCAGCUAAGCUGAGUCAGGAGCCAUUCCAGGUCUCAGGCAGACCUGCUGCUGGCUGGCUUAGUUCAGUUGGCACACACACCACAGGCUCUCCUAGGAUGACCAUCCUUACUUGGAUUAACAGUCAUUUAAGUAGG
Messenger RNA from Motacilla alba alba, 9660 nucleotides. Its product is annotated as KIAA0586 ortholog. Bases 206 to 4825 code for a protein of 1539 amino acids. The transcript has 31 exons. Gene Ontology annotation, biological process: smoothened signaling pathway. The record is from RefSeq and is a predicted model, not a curated record. Gene Ontology annotation, cellular component: ciliary basal body; centriole. Lineage: Eukaryota; Metazoa; Chordata; Aves; Passeriformes; Motacillidae.